AGCCACAAUUGUAGCAGGACGCUGACGCGGAAACUACAACCACACUUACCGGCAUGUAAAUACAACCUAACUGCGCUUUGCAUAGCCCGCGUUUACCGAUGUUUAAUGUUAACCCCACCUCGAUUUGUUGAGAGGGAAUCGAACUGUGUUCCGAUGUGAGAGUGGUGUCUGUAGUGAACGGUCGCGAUGCUGUCCACCGGUCCACAGCUGCGGCUGCUGCGGCUUCUCUCCUGUGUUACUCUGCUUCUGCUCUUCGGAGGCAGCAGCGCCAAGAGGGAUUUAAAAAGCGCCUGUAGCACAUGUCGAAAAAUCACCGACGACUUCGGCAAGGGCUAUGACCGAACAGCCAAGCAGAACUUUGGUGGAGGCAACACCGCCUGGGAGGAGAGGAAGCUGUCCAAGUACGAGACGAGUGAGAUUCGUCUGAUGGAGAUUGUGGAGGGCCUGUGUGACAGCAGCAGCUUCGAGUGCAACCACAUGGUAGAAGAGCACGAGGAGCAGUUUGAGACCUGGUGGUUCAAGAGGAAAACAAAACAUCCUGAUCUGCAUAAGUGGUUCUGUGUUGAAACCAUCAAAGUGUGCUGUCCCAAGGGAACGUUUGGACCGGACUGCAACGCCUGUGUCGGCGGCUCUGAGAGACCCUGCCACGGAAAUGGAAUGUGCGACGGCGAUGGGACCCGCGGAGGGAACGGAGAGUGCAGCUGUAGCCACGGUUACGAGGGGGAGUUCUGCCUCGACUGCAUCGACGGCCACUUCAACGAAGUGAGGAACGACACCUUCUCCCUUUGCACCGAAUGCGACUCGUCUUGCAAGACCUGCACCGGAGGAACCAGUCAGGACUGUGAUGAGUGCAAGGACGGCUGGGAGGAGGACGACCAGGAAACCUGUGUCGAUGUGAACGAGUGCUCCGAAGACGCUUCUCCAUGUGAGAAAGAUCAGUUCUGUCUCAACACAGAAGGCUCCUACUCCUGCAAGCCUUGUGAUAAAGUUUGCUCCGGCUGCACUGGAGAAGGCUCUGAUAAGUGCCAGGCUUGUGCCGGCGGCUACGAGGACGCAGAGGGCACCUGCACAGACGUGGAUGAGUGCUCCCAGUCCGAGCCGGUGUGUACGAAGGAGCACCAGAAGUGCAUCAACACUAAAGGCAGCUACGUGUGUAUCUGUGAGGUGGGCUACGAGGAGGAGGAGGGCGAGUGUUUGCAACCGCCACAGCCAGAAAAAGAGGAGGAGACAGAAGCGGAGGAGACGAGCACUCGUACAGAACUUUGAUGUCUGGGACCAUUAGAGGAAAGUCAGUAAGACGCUGAUCUUAGAGAUCGUCAACGAUGAGCACUUGAAGUACCAGCUGCACUUGGACCGACUGGAAGCUGCUGUCACAGUGUUUUCCAGCUGUGGACCGGGGAUUACAGGACAGAAGGAAAGAGACAUUUGAUGCUCUUAGUAACGCUGGUUGGUGUUGUCGCUUUUCUCUGGUGUGUGCGAAUGACCACUUGUUGUCUUUAUCUGUUGUAUGGUUUUAAAAUUAGGAGGCGUUUCAAUAAAGGUGAAUCAUUUUGAAUUUAAGGUAAA
Platichthys flesus (European flounder) is the source of this 1566-nucleotide messenger RNA. It is a transcript of the gene creld2, whose product is annotated as cysteine-rich with EGF-like domains 2. The transcript is spliced from 10 exons. The record is from RefSeq and is a predicted model, not a curated record. Bases 187 to 1266 code for a protein of 359 amino acids. NCBI's taxonomy places the organism in Eukaryota, Metazoa, Chordata, Actinopteri, Pleuronectiformes, Pleuronectidae. Gene Ontology annotation, molecular function: calcium ion binding.